This is a messenger RNA of Thalassophryne amazonica, 8247 nucleotides long. It is a transcript of the gene chd2, whose product is annotated as chromodomain helicase DNA binding protein 2. The transcript has 42 exons. The record is from RefSeq and is a predicted model, not a curated record. Gene Ontology annotation, cellular component: chromatin; nucleus. Bases 2812 to 8247 code for a protein of 1811 amino acids. Gene Ontology annotation, biological process: nucleosome organization; regulation of transcription by RNA polymerase II. Lineage: Eukaryota; Metazoa; Chordata; Actinopteri; Batrachoidiformes; Batrachoididae. Gene Ontology annotation, molecular function: chromatin binding; ATP hydrolysis activity; ATP binding.
AGGCGCACAACAGAGGAGCGAGGCAACGAAGACGGAUCCACGGCGGAACGAUGCGGCCGAAAGACCCGAUAAAACGGCGAAAAUCGCCCAAAAAGGCGACACCGGUCGAAGAAGACGAAAUGGGAUAGAACAUUUCGUUGUAAAUGGGUAUUUUCUCCAUCUUUCGCAAAGUGGGUUCAGUGAAAGGAGAUCUGACCAAAGUAAAAUGGUUGAGAUUUAGCAAUGGUGGGGUCUUGAUGUGAGCAACUGGGCUGAUUCGCAGUCUAAUUGAAUACAUGGACACGGUGCGAAUGCUGGUUGAAUUUUCUUUUUAAAAAAGAAGACAACUCUACUCCAUUCACCUGGAUAUUGCUGCAGUGAAGACAGCCAUUGUUAAACAUGAAGAUGGAAAGUGAUUUGGCAAUUGGCCAAAUUUUGACAAGAUGAAACCUUUUCUGACUGGACAUUUGCGAUUGGAUAUUUUUUUUGGGGUGGUGUAUCUUCAACAGUGGAACAUUAUUCAAUGCUGGCUGUGUAAAGGACUCGUUUAAAAAGUUCUUACUUUUGAAAGAACUUGGCCCUUGUAUUUGAUAUUUAAAUGUUGUUUUUAAAUAAAGUUUUCUUCAUUUUCCCUGAGUUUGUUUCAUUAGAUGGCUAGCUAUUCUAGCUACAGAUGUUAAAAUUUCCAAAAGAUCCUACUGCUGUAAACUACAAGGAAUUUGGUGGUGUGUCUCAACAGCUGUUUUGCUACAAUUGGUUUAUAAAUCAAUUUAAUUUGACUUAAUACAAUAUCUAAUCAGAUGAGCAGGUACCUCAGUGGUUUAAGGAGUUGGGCUACCAGCGUGUAGACUUUGGUUUGAUUCCUGGUUAUUCUGCUUGUCUGUGUCCUUGGACAAAACACUUAAAGUCCACCCAGCUGUAACCUAUGGUCCAUCAAGGAGCAGUUGUAGUCUCGCAUUACAGAAUCUGGGUAUGUGCAUAGGCACCAAUGGGACUCAGGGCCUAUAUAGGACUUGCAGUGCAAUAUCCCAUGCACCAGUUAAUUUGCUCCCAAUUCAGUCCUGUUAUUUAAUGUUCGGCACUUGCGGGGGGAAAACCCUCAGCCGCACUCAGCACAACAAUUACAAAAUUUAUGUAGAAAAAUGAAAGUAUUGGUAGACUGGGAAUAGAGGUUAAAGCUUGAACAGAAAUGUGACAGUGAUUGAGAGAUGCACAAUAAAUAUAAAUAAAAUUUGGACAUUUAGCUAGUCUUUUUAAUAAUUCCUGUCAAUUUCUUUUUUUUUUUUUUAUUGUGAAUAGCAUUUUAAUGCAUUGAGUUUCUCUAUAUCCCUUUGCAUUGAUUUCCCAGCUAGCAUUGAGGGCUAGCUAUAACCUAUAAACUAGCUCGUGCUUUAGCUUGUAAUCAGUUUAGUAAUGAAGCUUCCUAGUGUCCACUGUGCACCUCUACGUUUCAGGUUCAUACUUCGCAUUCGCCUUUUGAUCUGAAGUUAAAUAAAAAUUAACACUUAAAGUUUAAAUUUGACUGCAAGUAAUUUAACCGCUAAACUUACUUUAUUCUGUCCAUUUAAAUCUUCAGACAAAUAUGUCCCAAAUUAACAAACUAAUACUACCGUACUUCUUUGAAGAUGACAUAGCAAUUUUUAAAAACCUAAAACUGCCCUCUGAUGGUGGGUGUAUCUAAAAUGGCUUCUGGUUCUUCUUCCUGCCAAAGCAGGAAGUGAUGUAAAUCUGUUAAAUAAUAUAUUCUCUUACAAAAACCUCUCAAUGUUCUUCCCUAAAUAGAAAGCAGAAAUUUUUCACUUUUAUGUCAAAUGUCUGGGCAUAAAAUAUAUUUAAGUGUAUAUAAAAUAAGUUUUUAAUUCUUAUAAAGGGGUGGGACUUAAACCAUCACCUGAGUGUGGUGUAAAUGGAAAUAACGUCAAUCAAAGGGAAAGCUUUCAGAGCUAGGAAGGAGCUCUAGAUGGCGGCUCAGCCUUGGGAAGGGUGCCGGUGGCUUCCGUUGCAACGUUUUUCUUGCCUUCUUUUCGACCGAAACCGUUCGUUAGUGGAUAAAAGUUAGCGGUCGCGAUCGAGACGUUGUUUUUCGUACGAGAUUGGGGUGUUUUUGCGCGUUUGGUCGGUGUUUUUUCGAGCUGUAGGAGCCGUCCGUGCUGGAGGACUGCUUGUCGUUGUUUUCCAUACUGGGCUCUGGCAGCCAUGGCGCGCCUCCAUUUUUAGUCUGCUGCUCGCCUCUCCACUCUUGACACAUCCACACUGGGAAAGGCCUUUAGUUUUUUUUUUUUUUUUUCCCCUCCCUGGAAACUAUUAUUGGGUUUUUUUUUAUUUCGUGUUCUUUAUCUUUAUAGUUUAUAUUAAAAAAAUAAAUUUCGAAUCGCGGAUUUAUUUAAAUUCUUGUGGACUCGGAGAAGCCGAAUCUGAGUUGAUUUCCAGGCUACCACCUUUCUUCACAUAGAAUCGGUAUGUUUACGUUGUGCAGUGAAUGAAUUUAUGACUUUUGUCAUUCUGAACUCCUGUUUUUCUAAUCCUUUAAGCGAUGACGCAGUUAGAAUUAAAUGCAUGCGGCUUGAUCCUAUGAACAGUAUCGAAGUACAAGGAUGGUCAUUGUAACAGCGUCUGAAGGGUUUUUAUUUAUAAACUAUAUUAACGUGAAGAAUAAUCGUUAUAUUUUUGACAUUGUUUUUUCCUUUUUUUGCGUCGCACCUCCCGGGUUUAAACUGCCACCUGAGCAAAGAAAAUCUUGUAGGGCUGUUGUGAGAGUUGAUGCCCCACUUAACUUUUUGACAGUAAAUAAGGACAGAAGUGCUUCCCAUCUGACAUUAUAAGGAUAUUACCAUGAUGAAGAAUAAAAGUAAAAAACAGGAGGACGAAGGUUCGGCUCAUAGCAAUGCAUCAAGCAACUCGGCUUCAGAAGAAUCCAACCACUCUGGCUCAGAGUCUGCAAGUCAGUCAGAGAGCAAUCAUGGCAGUGAGAGAAGGCAGUCCCACAACUCAGAGUCCAUCAGCUCCUCAGAAUCGGAGAGUCGCUCUGAGUCGGAGAGCGAAUCUGCAGAGUCCAAGUCACAGCAAGCUGCAGCAGAAGUCAAAGGCAAACCUGUCAGAAAGAAGGAGCGCCUUGCAGAUGUGAAGAAGAUGUGGGAUGAACAUCCAGAUGUGUAUGGGGUCAGGAGGUCAAAUCGGAGUAGGCAGGAGCCAGCUCGCUUAAACAUUGGAGCUGGGGGUAGUAGUGAUUCUGAGAGUGAAAGUCCAAAGAGAAAAGCUGUGAGGUCUAAAAAGAAAGAAAAAAUCUGGAAAGAUGAUGACUCAAAUGAUGAUGAAGACGAGGAGGAUGAGGAAGAAUCCAACAGUACAGACAGUGAGCAGGAAGAGAGAAAAGUUAGAUCCAGACGUCUUCCUGCUAGAAGACCUCAGACCAAAUCGAUGACCAAAAAGCAGCUUUCUCAAAAAGUAAGGAAAACGAGGAAACAAGAGUCAUCUGCUGAGGAUGACGACGACGAUGAUGACGACGACGAUGACGAUGAUGAAGACACUCCAAAGAGACAGACUCGAAGAAGGGGUGCAACAAAAGUCAAAAGUUAUAAAGAGGACCAACAUGACUUUGAAACAGAUUCUGACGAUUUAAUUGAAAUGACGGGCGAUGCAUGCGAGGAGCAGCAGGACGACAACAGUGAAACUAUAGAGAAAGUUAUGGAUACAAGGGUCGGCAAAAAAGGAGCUGUUGGUGCCUCCACGACUGUGUAUGCUGUGGAGGAAAAUGGGGAUCCAUGCGAAGGCUUCGACCCAGACAAGGAUGAGGGAGAGACUCAGUAUCUGAUCAAGUGGAAGGGCUGGUCCUACAUCCACAACACAUGGGAGAGCAUGGACACUCUGACACAACAAAAGGUCAAAGGACUAAAGAAACUUGACAAUUACAAAAAGAAGAAUGAGGAGCUCAACGCAUGGUUGCGAAAGGCGUCUCCCGAGGAUGUUGAAUUUCAUAACUGCCAGCAGGAGCUCACUGCUGACUUGAACAAGCAGUUCCAAAUUGUGGAGCGUAUAAUCUCAACAAAAACAGGAAAAACCCAAGGGUCUUCUGACUUCCCAUCUCAUAGUCACAAGACUCCAUCAUCUAACGAGCCAGAGUAUCUAUGCAAGUGGAUGGGUUUACCAUACAGCGAGUGCAGCUGGGAGGAUGGAGCCUUGGUUGGAAAGAAGUUUCAGCACUGCAUAGAUAGCUUCAUCAACCGAAACUCCAGCAAGACUGUCCCCUCCAAAGACUGCAAAGUGUUGAAGCAGCGACCAAGAUUUGUUGCACUCAAGAAGCAGCCGACAUAUAUUGGAGAUGAGAAUUUAGAAUUGAGAGAUUAUCAGCUGGAUGGACUGAACUGGUUAGCUCACUCCUGGUGCAGGUGUAAUAGUGUCAUUUUAGCUGAUGAGAUGGGACUGGGAAAGACCAUCCAGACCAUCUCGUUCCUUUCCUAUCUUUUCCACCAGCAUCAACUUUAUGGGCCUUUCUUACUGGUGGUGCCCUUGUCAACACUAACCUCCUGGCAGCGCGAGUUUGACACGUGGGCCCCCGACAUGAAUGUGGUGGUUUAUCUAGGUGACGUCAUGAGCCGGAAAACGAUUCGUGACUAUGAAUGGGUGAACCAUCAAACAAAAAGAAUCCGUUUCAAUGCACUUUUAACUACUUAUGAAAUUGUGCUUAAAGAUAAGGGGGUGCUCGGGAACAUUAACUGGGCAUUUUUGGGUGUGGAUGAGGCUCACAGACUGAAGAAUGAUGACUCCCUGCUUUAUAAAACAUUAAUGGAGUUCAGGUCAAACCACAGGCUGCUUAUUACUGGCACCCCGCUGCAGAACUCCCUCAAAGAGCUUUGGUCACUGUUACACUUCCUCAUGCCUGACAAGUUUGAUUCCUGGGAGGAUUUUGAGGAUGACCACGGUAAAGGUCGUGAAAAUGGUUAUCAGAGUCUUCACAAAGUCCUUGAGCCCUUCCUUCUGCGACGAGUCAAGAAAGAUGUGGAAAAAUCUCUGCCUGCCAAAGUGGAGCAGAUUCUGCGUGUAGAUAUGUCCGCACAGCAGAAACAAUUUUACAAGUGGAUUUUAACUAGAAAUUACAAGGCUCUUGCCAAAGGCACUCGAGGCAGUUCCACCGGCUUCUUGAACAUUGUUAUGGAGCUAAAAAAGUGCUGCAACCAUAGUUUUCUCAUCAAGCAUCCAGAGGAGGGAGAUGCUGAGACACAGCAAGAACACCUGCAGGGUGUGGUAAGGGGCAGUGGGAAGUUGGUCUUGUUGGAUAAGCUGCUGACCAGACUCAGAGAGCGGGGAAACAGAGUCUUGAUCUUCUCCCAGAUGGUCAGGAUGUUGGACAUUCUAGCCGAAUAUUUGGCCAUGAAACGCUACCCUUUCCAGCGGUUGGACGGUUCUAUUAAGGGAGAAAUUCGAAAGCAGGCACUUGAUCACUUUAAUGCAGAAGGCUCAGAGGACUUCUGCUUCCUGUUGUCCACUAGAGCUGGAGGUUUAGGAAUAAACUUGGCUUCAGCAGACACUGUAGUUAUCUUUGACUCUGACUGGAAUCCUCAAAACGACCUGCAGGCACAAGCCAGGGCUCAUAGGAUUGGCCAGAAGAAGCAGGUGAAUAUUUAUCGACUGGUUACCAAAGGAACUGUGGAGGAAGACAUCAUUGAGAGGGCAAAGAAGAAGAUGGUGUUGGACCAUCUUGUCAUUCAGAGAAUGGACACUACAGGCCGGACAGUACUAGACAGCAACUCAGGAAACACAAAUUCAAAUCCAUUCAAUAAAGAAGAGCUGACUGCCAUCCUCAAGUUUGGAGCAGAAGAGCUUUUUAAAGAGACAGAAGGAGAGGAAUCUGAACCACAGGAGAUGGAUAUUGAUGAGAUCCUGAGGUUGGCUGAAACAAGAGAAAGUGACCAGGGCUCAAGUGCUACAGAUGAGCUUCUAUCUCAGUUUAAGGUGGCCAAUUUCUCCAGCAUGGAGGAGAGCACUCCAGAGUUUGAAGAGAAGCCAGCACGAGAAUGGGAUGAUAUAAUCCCUGAAGAUCAACGGCGCAAAAUUGAGGAGGAGGAGAAACAACGGGAGAUGGAGGACAUCUUUAUGCUGCCCAGGCACAGGAGCUCAAACAAGCCAGCUCUGGCCAAUGAUAGUGACAGUGACGUUGGCUCCAAGCUGAAGCACCGCUCAUCAGGCUCCGAGAGUGAGACAGACGAUAGUGAUGAUGACAAAAAGCCGAAGAAGAGGGGCCGACCUCGUGCACGCAAGAAUACCGUGGAGGGCUUCACUGAUGCAGAGAUUAGAAGGUUUAUAAAAGCAUACAAGAAAUUUGGAGCUCCCCUUGAAAGGUUAGAGGCCAUCGCCCGUGACUCAGAGUUAGUGGACAAGUCGAUAGCUGACCUGAAGAGACUUGGUGAACUGCUUCACAGUAGCUGUGUGGCUGCAGUGCAGGAGCAUGAAGAACAACUUAAAGAGAAUCCUGCUGAAGCCAAAGGUCCUGGGAAACGCAGAGGAGUUAAUAUCAAGAUCUCAGGUGUACAGGUCAACGCCAAAUCCAUUAUCCAGCACGAGGAAGAGUUUGAGCCUCUGCACAAAGUGGUGCCUUCCAAUCCUGCUGAGAGAAAUAAGUUCAAGCUGACAUGCAGGGUCAAGGUAGCCCACUUUGAUGUAGACUGGGAUCUGCAGGACGACACUCAGCUUCUGCUGGGCAUUUAUGAACAUGGCUUCAGCAACUGGGAUUUGAUCAAGACGGACCCUGACUUGAAGAUGGCUGAUAAGAUCCUCCCAGAUGACCCAAGCAAGAAGCCUCAGGCCAAACAGCUGCAGGCGAGAGCCGAGUAUCUUCUGAAGCUGCUGAAAAAAGAACAAGACAGUUCAGAAGUGCCAAAGACAGGAGAGGAGGUCAAAGUGAAGAAGAGAAAGCCUCGAGUGAAAAAGGAGAACAAGACUAUCAAAGAUGAGCAAGGCAAUGAAAUCUCCUCACCUCGUCUCUCGGAAAACCCAUCAGAGGAAGGCGAAGUCAAGGACGAAGGAACAGAGACGUCUCCCAGCAAGAAGAAACAAAAGAAGAAGGAUAACAAAGAGAACAAAGAAAAACAAGGAACUCCAAAAAAGAAGGAAGGCAACAAAGAAAAAAAGAGUAGCAAGCCCAGAAAAGAAAAGGCUAAAGGAGGUAAAGGGAAGAAAACUCAGGGUCCAGUUCACAUCACUGCUGGAUCUGAUCCUGUUCCCAUCGAAGGCAAGGAUGAUGAUGAACUCGACCAGGAGACCUUCAGUAUUUGUAAGGAGCGCAUGAGGCCAGUGAAAAAAGCCCUGAAGCAGCUUGACAAACCUGAUGAAGGUCUGUCUGACCAGGAACAGCUCCAGCACACACGCACAUGCUUAUUGAAGAUCGGGGACCGGAUCACAGAGUGCCUUAAAUCUUACAGUGACCCCGAACAUGUCAAGUCAUGGCGACGAAACCUCUGGAUUUUUGUGUCCAAAUUCACUGAGUUUGGUGCAAGAAAGCUUCACAAACUUUACAAGAUGGCACAGAAAAAGCGCUCUCAUGAGGAGGAGAAGGAGCAGAAGAAGAAGGAGGACUCUGCUGGGAGGGCAAAGUCUUUCAAACCAGAGCCUUCUGGUUCCAGUCGAGACUCCUUGAGUACACAUCCGUCUGCCAAACCCAUGCCUCACCUUGCGCCGCCUGGUUCCCACGGACACCACAGAGAACCAUACAACAUGGCUAACAAGCGACACUUUGGCAAUGACGAUCGAGGAGACUGGCAAAGGAACCGUAAAUACAAUUAUCCAGGUAACAGCAACCAGCCAUGGCAGGGAGACCGACAUCAUCCAUACGACCCGCAUCGCUUUAAGGAUCAUUAUGGUGAUCGAAGGCCUCACGGAGAUUCGUAUCGCAGCUCAGGCGGUUACCGCAACAAUAAUGCCCCACGAAAGAGGCCAUAUGACCAGUACAGCAACGACCGGGACCACAGAGGCCAUCGACCGUAUUAUGACAGGCACCCAGACCCCAAAAGAAGACGUAUGGAUGAAUUCCGUCCAAAUUACCACCAGGGCAGAGACGGCCCCCUCCAGGACUUUAGGAGGAUGCCGGAGCACAGGCUAAUGGGGCCACCUGGACCGGACCACUACAGGCCCUUUCCUAUGGACAAACCUCCUCCUUUGAUGGACCCUCGCUCACCGCAGGCUCAAAAGUCUCCUCAGGACUCCCGCUCGCCGCUCGAGCGACCUGUUGAGCAGAACAUUGGCACUGACCCCAACUGGAUCAACAGGAAAACGUAG